AUGGGGUCGCUGACAAUGACGGUUGCAAAUCUGCGGCUACCAAAAGCAUGCGGGUUCUUCCAGUCCAGGACCUCGCAUGGAAGGUCCAGCUGGUUCAGCAGGACGUUUUUCCUCAGAUUGGGCACAAUUUCAGGCAAGUCUGUGAGAACAACGUCCUUAUACCCCAGCAGUCCGCAGGCGAUGCCUACCAGACCUGUUCCUGCCCCCAACUCGAGAAUCGGCUCGGCCAGCCGCGGAAAGUUAACCAGCCGUCGGGCCAGCAGGAGCGACGAUCCCCACGUCUUGAGUCCAAGGUUAUCACUUGUCAGUGCUGGCUCAUGUAGACAGAUUGGAGGCAGUCCGUCUACUGUGAUUUUCCGUGUGAAGCCUGGCGCAGCCGUCCGCCCGGAGUUCUCCGAGAUGAUCGUCGAGGCCAGCGCCCACACGUUCUCGCGGUCGGCAGCGUCCAUCCACGAAAGCGGAGAUCCGCAAAUGCCGGUGAGAUACGACACUAUGUCGUUUGUUGGCAGUGCAGCCAGAUCUGAAAGAUUGGCAUACAGCAGCGAACAGUGGGUCUUGAGCCACGGCUCUGCAGCGGCGAAACUAGCCGGGUGUUCUCGCUUGACCGACUCUAUGGAUCGUGUUUGA
Messenger RNA from Ogataea angusta, 627 nucleotides. RefSeq lists its product as uncharacterized. NCBI's taxonomy places the organism in Eukaryota, Fungi, Ascomycota, Pichiomycetes, Pichiales, Pichiaceae. The record is from RefSeq and is a predicted model, not a curated record. The transcript has a single exon. The coding region runs from base 1 to 627 and encodes 208 amino acids.